AUGUCUGAAGUACAAGGAACGGUUGAGUUUUCUGUAGAGCUCCAUAAGUUUUAUAACGUGGAUCUCUUUCAGAGAGGGUAUUACCAGAUCCGAGUGACCUUGAAGGUGUCCUCCAGGAUCCCCCACAGACUGAGCGCCUCCAUCGUCGGGCAGACAGACGGCAGCAGCCUGCAUGCGGCGGCCUGUGUCCAUGAGAGCACCAUGCACAGCCGGGUCUUCCAGAUCUUGUACAGGAACGAGGAGGUGCCCAUAAGCGACCUCGCCAUCUUCCGUGCUCACCUGCUCCUGGAUGGUGAACGGGUGGAAGAGGCGCUCAGUGAAGUCGACUUUCAGCUCAAGGUGGACCUGCACUUUACCGACAGUGAACAACAGCUGAGGGACGUGGCGGGGGCCCCCGUGAUCAGCAGCCGGACGCUGGGCUUACACCUCCACCCCCGCAGAGGCCUGCACCACCAGGUCCCCAUCAUGUUCGACUAUUUCCACCUGUCAGUGAUCUCAGUGACCGUCCACGCCGCGCUGGUGGCUCUGCAGCAGCCCCUGAUCAGUUUUACCCGUCCGGGAAGAGGCUCCUGGCUCGGUAAGGGCGGCCCAGACACGGGACCGGAACAGUCUAGCCUUUCUCUGGAAAACCUGGUCUUCGGAGCCGGAUACUGCAAGCCGACGUCCUCCGAGGGGAGCUUCUACGUGCCCUCGGAGAACUGCAUGCAGCGCGCGCACAGGUGGCACCGGGGGCUGUGCCUCUUGCUCCUCCGCGCCCAUGGCGGACUCCGCGCCUACUUCCUGGGCAUCAUGCGGGACGUCGCUGAGCUGCCGCACAUGGAGCUGGAGUCUCUCGCUGUUGAAGAAACGCUGUCUCGGCUGUGCUCAGAGCUACAGAUGCUGAACAGCCCAGAGAAGAUAGCCGAGCAGAUAAGUAAGGACCUCGCCUGGCUCGCCUCCCACCUGAUGGCUCUGUGGACCCAGUUCCUAGACGCGGUGACCCUGCACUCCCACGUGACCACUUACCUCGCGCAGGAGCAUCACACCCUGCGGGUCCGAAGGUUCUCCGAGGCCUUCUUCUACAUGGAACACCAAAAACCUGCCGUCCUGACGUUUCAGGAAAAUCUGGUCCAAGCCCACAGCCAGCUGUCUCUGGACAUCCGGAACUCAGAGUACCUCACCACCAUGCCCCCGCUGCCCGCGGAGUGCCUGGACAUCGACGGCGACUGGAGCACCCUGCCGGUCAUCUUCGAGGACAGAUACGUGGACUGCCCUGUGACAGGGCAUCAUUUGAAUAUUUACUCUAAUUUUGAUGUUCCAGCAACCAGCCCUGCAGAAACGAGUCUAAAAGACAGAGAACAGAACCAUACGGAAGACAGGAGAUCACCUUUCAGGGAGCACCUGGCCUUGCCCACCCUGAAACCACCCCACAUGGACUCGGAGGGGGAGGGGACUAGCUCUGUGGGGUCAGACGAGAACGCCACCACACCCAGCCACGCGGACGUGCGCUCCGCAUCUCAGGUGUCCCUGACGGUCGGCGAGUUCCAGCACGCAGCGGGCUUGCCUGAGGAGGGACACGGGGCUGGCCACGGGUCUGACGUUGGAACGCACUCGCUCGCCGAUGACAUCCUGCCCAGAAGGAGCCCGGGCCCGGAGGACGGCCCGGAAUACAUCGAUGUGAGGUCUGGCAAUAAGCACCCCGGAAGAGCUGAACCCCUGGCGGCCAUGAGGGAUCGGCACGGGAAGGGACACUUUCAAGGUAACUGUGAAUCAGACGGCAAAGGGGUAGCAGACGGCAAUCGUCCAAAUGCCGUCUCUUCAGAGAAAACACCACCCCACGAGGUAAGGACUCUGGGAAAGGGAGCCGCCCAGGACGGUAAGAUGCUGCCGCUGAGUGUGAAGCUCUGCCCCGGUGAGUCUUGCGAUCCCCUGAGCUCUGCUUGGCGGGCGUCCCCGAAGGACCCUCCCCCAGAGGAGCAGGAGGAAGCGUCACUGCUCUCUGGGGUCAUCAAGAGAUCGUCCUCCAUCAUCUCGGAUUCAGGCAUUGAGAGUGAGCCAAGCUCCGUGGCCUGGUCCGAGGCCCGGAGCAGGGCCCUGGAGGUGCCCGGUGACCGGGAGGCCUUGCACCAGCUGGUCCGAAGGCACGCCCUGCACAGGGACUCCUUAGAGGGCGGACACACCGAGAGCAACAUGAGUUUGCCAAGCGGGAUCCAGGCUUCCCUCACCUCCAUCAGCUCUUUGCCUUUUGAGGAAGAGGAGCGGGAGCUGGCACUCACCAAACUGACCAAGUCAGCGUCGGCGCCCCAGAUCAGUAGCCCCGAGGAAUCUGCCGAAGACACGGAUGCCGUGCGGCCUCGGGGAGUUGUCCCUGACACUUCAGCUGGGCACACUGAGAGCGUAGACCCCCCGGGACCCUGCAGUCGACCCAGUGGUGGCCCCAGAGUCCAGGACACCAGGGCGGGCCUUUCUCCUGUGGAGGUGGUUUCAGAUGCUGACAGCCAGCGAGGCCCCGGUUCUAGAGACGUCCCCCAAAAUAAAGACGUUCACCUGGAUCCUCAAGGAUCCUGUUGCCUGGACGGCAGGACUGAGACCCCUCCGGGGGUUGGAACCAAAGGUCUUAAUUUUAAAAUACCACAUAUCAUAGCCCUUGAACACCCUUGGGACAGAUCCCCUGGGGCACAAGCGGAGACCCCAAAGGACACACCCACACACGGGCACGCGGGGGUGAGCCCUCCGUCCGGCAGCGGCAGCUCGGGUGUAGAACGCCGCACGUACCACGAGGCGCCUGAACUGAGCUGCGCAUCAGCGGCUGAGGCCAUUGGCCAGGGCUUAGCCGGCAAACCCGGCGGCUCAGCCUGCAGCGGCGAGGACGCGGCUCCCCGGGAGGAGGGCCAUCAGGCGGGCGCGGGGUGCCCCACUGUGGCUCACUCCGCCCACUCCCAGGUCGUGGGUCACCAGGAGCCCAGGGCCGGCUCUGCCACCGCGGGGUCCCCCCUGGCCCCGGCAGAGACCUUCCCUCUGGACAGCCUGAAGGCUGUGGAAGUCGUCAACUUAUCUGUGUCUUGCGCUGCCACGUGUCUCCCGUUCUCGUCUGUGCCCAAGGAGACCCCCGCCAGGGCUGGAUUUUCCUCCAAGCAGACUCCGUUUCCCAUCACGCACCAACCGUUGGGUUCCUUUGGGGUCGUCUCUACCCCUUCCAGCCAGUGGGAGGAGGACGUCGGUGAGCGGAUGUUCAGUUUCUAUCAGGCCAAAGAGAAAUUUAAAAAAGAACUGAAGAUUGACGGAUUUCUGUACAGUGACUUAUCUGUACUAGCUUCUGACAUACCGUAUUUCCCACCAGAGGAAGAGGAGGAAAAUUUGGAAGACGGGAUUCACCUGGUAGUCUGUGUCCACGGCCUGGACGGGAACAGCGCGGACCUCCGGCUGGUGCGGACGUUCAUCGAGCUGGGGCUCCCCGGGGGCAAGCUGGACUUCCUGAUGUCGGAGAAGAACCAGAUGGACACGUUUGCGGACUUUGACACCAUGACGGACCGGCUCCUGGAUGAAAUCAUCCAGCACAUCCAGCUGUACAACCUCUCCAUAUCCCGACUCAGCUUCAUUGGCCAUUCUCUCGGCAACAUCAUCAUCCGAUCGGUCCUAACCAGGCCCCGGUUCCGGUAUUACCUCAACAAACUCCACACGUUCCUGUCGCUGUCCGGGCCUCACCUGGGGACCCUGUACAACAACAGCACCCUGGUCAGCACAGGCCUGUGGCUUAUGCAGAAGCUGAAGAAAUCCGGGUCCCUGCUGCAGCUGACAUUCAGGGAUAACGCCGACCUGCGCAAGUGCUUCCUGUACCAGCUCAGCCAGAAGACAGGUCUGCAGUAUUUUAAAAACGUCGUGCUGGUGGCCUCGCCCCAAGAUCGCUAUGUGCCGUUUCAUUCAGCCAGGAUCGAAAUGUGCAAAAUGGCGCUCAAGGACAGACACACAGGGCCGGUUUACACGGAGAUGAUCAACAACCUCCUGCGCCCCCUGGUGGAAGCCAAGGGCUGCACGCUGGUCCGGCACAACGUGCUCCACGCCCUGCCCAGCACCGCCAACGCGCUCAUUGGCCGCGCUGCGCACAUCGCCGUACUGGACUCGGAGCUCUUCCUGGAGAAGUUCUUCUUGGUGGUGGGACUCAACUACUUCAAGUAAUGAAUGGCCUUGGGGAGCUCCCGGAGCUGCCCGAGACCCAGGAGGGCGUCAGCCAAGUCACCCUUUUGUAGAUCUCAGUUGUUCCAGGGUGGAGCUCAGAGCGGAGGGCGCUGUGGGAGGCCGGGGUGCGGGACAGAUACCCUGGGUGCCUCCAUGUCAGAGACUUGCGAAGGCUGAACCAACGGUGUUAAUUAAAGGCAACAGAUUUUACCCGAACUGAUAGCCCCCUGGAGUCUCAUCCCAGAUGGUUUCUAGGGAAAAUACGAGAAAAUAAAGAAACAGUCCUUGGAGUUGGGGAGCACACCGUUGUAAAGACCAGUAGCUCACAGAGAGCGCGCUCCAGUUUAACUUGCUGUGUCCAAUAUGUUACUAGCUCAUAGCUUUAUCAUUUUUGAUUCAACGAAGUGCACACAAGCAUCUCAGAACUCAGGUUAACCUCUGUGCAGAGUGACCAUGUAUGUGUAAAUAUAACCCUUAACGGACUCAAUGUGCCACUUGUUCAAGAAAAAUGUGAUGCCACGCUGUCAUUCUCUCCUCGUGUUUCUCAGCGAGGGGCAAAGGAAUGCUUUCCGAACUCCAAGUCCAUGUUAUCACAGCAGUGGGCGGGGCGAU
Pteronotus mesoamericanus is the source of this 4767-nucleotide messenger RNA. It is a transcript of the gene FAM135B, whose product is annotated as family with sequence similarity 135 member B. The record is from RefSeq and is a predicted model, not a curated record. Lineage: Eukaryota; Metazoa; Chordata; Mammalia; Chiroptera; Mormoopidae. Bases 1 to 4155 code for a protein of 1384 amino acids. The transcript has 19 exons.